Messenger RNA from Durio zibethinus, 1894 nucleotides. NCBI's taxonomy places the organism in Eukaryota, Viridiplantae, Streptophyta, Magnoliopsida, Malvales, Malvaceae. The record is from RefSeq and is a predicted model, not a curated record.
GGGUGUCAAAUCUUGCAAUAUUUGCAAGCGAGUACCAUUUCAAGGAGAAGUGGCAGUCACAGUAAAAACAUCCCUCGUCAGUCUCUCGUACGUUUCUCACCAACCCACUCAUACUACGACUUAAGAUUUUUUUUUUCUAAAGGUUGAACAGGUAUCUAUACUUUCUCCAGAUCCCUAAUAUUCUUCGUUAAACACAAAUCCCCCACCACAGCCAAUGGCCGCCCUCACUUACUCAAUCGCCGCUGCCGCCUCCCCCAAAAUUUCUCUUAGAAAGCCCCUUCCUUUCAUUUCCUCCAAAUCCCUUUCCUUUCCUUCUUUCAAGCCUUCCAUUUCCUUGCUCAAACCCUUAAAUCCCACCAAAUUCUCCACCCUCUCCCCUCGCGAAUGCUCCCCUAAUCCUUCGGCUUUUCCCUCCCCAUCCUCUCUCAAAUCCCGACUCCGCAACGGCGAAACCCUCUAUGGCAUUUUCUUCCUCUCGUUCUCCCCCACUUUGGCCGAGAUCGCCGCAUUCUCUGGCUACGACUUUGUAGUCAUCGACAUGGAACACGGCCCUGGAGGAAUCCACGAGUCCCUCCAGAUGCUCCGCGCUCUCUCCCCGACCAACACCCCGGCCAUCAUCCGCCUCCCUGAAUCCUCCGCAGCUUGGGCAAAAAAGGCCCUUGACCUCGGUCCACAAGGGAUCAUGUUCCCCAUGAUUGAUUCCCCAAAAGACGCUAAAAAAGCGGUGUCGUAUUGCCGUUUCCCUCCGGAGGGAAUCCGUGGCACUGCUCACCCGGUUGUGAGAGCUUCCAACUACGGAAUCAACGAAGGCUAUCUAAGUAACUACAUGGAGGAUCUGUUAAUAAUGUGCCAGGUUGAGACGGUGGAUGGUGUCAAAAAAGUAGAAGAGAUCGCCGCUGUUGAAGGGGUUGACUGUGUUCAAAUGGGUCCGUUGGAUUUAAGCGCUAGCUUGGGUUACUUGUGGGAUCCGGGUCACAAGAAGGUUAGGGAGAUGUUAAGGACGGCGGAAAAAGGAGCGCUUAAGUUGGACCCAAGAGACGGUGGAGCCUUCUUGGCUGGUUUUGCAAUGCCGCAUGAUCCGCCGGAGGAGCUCGGGAAGCGAGGGUAUCGGAUGGUUUCUGGUGCCGUUGAUGUUGGGUUGUUCAAAAAUGCGGCGUUGGAGGAUGUUAGAAAGUUUAAGAUUAGUCUGAAGCCGGAUUCUGACGAUGAAGGGGAAGGAGAUAAAGAUGCCGAUGAGAAGUACUGGAGUGAAUAAACUAGAUGAAAUAUUACUUUGCUUUCCUUUUUUGGUGUCUCUUUGGUUGCGAUUUUGGUAAAUGUAGUUCUAGACGACAAUGAAAUCAAGUUUGAUUUCAGUUUAGCAUGAUCUACCUUGCUAAUAGUACGACCUUAAUGUCACUCUUGAAUGUCAAAUGUUAAGCUUGCUCUUUUUUGUAAAUGGACAUUGGACAAUGUUGAUUUGUGAGAUUCCUUGCAUUGUUGCCGGUAGCUGGGCCACUGUUCUUCGCUUCAGCUAUCACAAAUGGAUGGCAUGCAAACUCUAUCAUCACUUAAAACCAGCGUAAAACAAAAGACAUCACUAUAUCAGGGUAUCAGACUAAGUUUAGCCAUUUUUCAUUCUUUCUAAAACCAAUUUUCGUCUGUUUCCAAGCCUCAACCAUGGUCUCAUUACCCCCACCAUCCAAAACCCUCAAAGCUCGUCUCAAAAACGGUGACAGCCUCUCGGCAUCUUCCUCCUCAGCUUCUUCACUACUCUGGCAGAAAUCUCAGGCCUUGCUGGCCUUGAUUUUUACAUGCGAACACACCUACUAGUACUUUUUUUUUAAUUUUAUUUUAAACUAUGAAUGUAUACUUAAAAACAUUUUUUCCCAUUCCAUUGAAACAUUCACUGUUG